CAUCGCCUGGCCAAUUUGGAGAUAGAGGGGCCCUAAGGGCCGACGGCAUGCACGUCACAAGAGAUGAUCCAGAGCGUGGUUCGACAGCGCCCAAUGGGAGGAAAAAGAGAGAAAGACAACUCGCCAACGAAGGGAUCCGGGAUUCUGGAGACCUGGAUGAGCUGAGUAAAAGACCAGGAUUCGGUCAAGUCUUUCGAGAUGGUGGUCAUGAAGAUGAUGGUCGAGUUCUAGGAUGGAUUCGUGAACGUGAUAUUCGUCUUUUGAAGGUUCACAUUCGCUAG
Messenger RNA from Acaulospora colombiana, 281 nucleotides. The record is from the annotation of a GenBank genome assembly. Lineage: Eukaryota; Fungi; Glomeromycota; Glomeromycetes; Diversisporales; Acaulosporaceae.